AUCCACGCCCAUUCUGUACAACGUUGUAUUAGGCAGGAUACCAUUAGGCACUCUGGUGAGUGCGGUUCGAAGAAAGUGGAGAACUGAGAAAGAAAGAGGGAGCGAUUGGGAUGCUACAAUAACAGACAGAUAUACAACGAGAGGACACGACACAGCGUGUUUGUUGGGCUACACGGAGAGAGGAGAAAAUAGCCGAACGGAGAGAGAAGAGAGCGAGUGGCGGUCUGGGUUUGGCAACCGGCUUGUUCUUAGUUCCCUCGAGCCAGCUGCAGCAGGCAGCACCGUGCAAAAUGCGCUAUUUAAGGUUCUUCAUUCCUGCGUUCGGUUCGACAAUGGACUCGUUCUGCAACUGAGCCUGCCAACCUUGCAGCACACCGCGGACGGUAACCUACCCAUUUGAGGGAACGCUUACUGCAACAUGCAGUAAAAAGAACACACUGAGAUGUUUUUUCAAAAGAUACAGUGAAGGGGGAUCCCCACCGCCGUUAUUCUCUUUCUACAUACCGGUUUUGGAUUAGAAAUCCGGGAUUAUAAGAAGUUCGGUCGGGAUGGGGAAGGAACAAGAACUACUAGAAGCGGCCCGGACCGGGAAUGUGGUCCUGGUGGAGAAAUUACUGAGUGGGAAAAGGGGAAUCCUGGGGACAGCCUCGGGCUCCAUACCUCUGCCAAACCUACUGAGCAUGUGGAGAGGCUUGAAUGUGAACUGUGCAGACAGUUCAGGGUACACACCCCUCCACCACGCAUCACUGAACGGACACAGGGACGUGGUGUUGAAGUUGCUCCAGUUUGAAGCCUCCACCAAUGUGGCUGACAGUAAGGGCUGCUUCCCCUUGCACCUGGCCGCCUGGCGUGGAGACGUAGACAUCGUCCGUAUCCUCGUCCACCACGGGCCCUCACACUGCCGCGUCAACCAGCAGAACAAUGAGAGGGAGACGGCGCUGCACUGUGCGGCCCAGUACGGCCACUCUGAGGUGGUGUCCAUCCUACUGCAGGAGCUGACAGACCCCACCAUGAGGAACAGCCGCGACGAGACGCCCCUGGACCUGGCUGCACUCUACGGACGACUUCAGGUGGUCUGUAUGUUGGUGACCGCCCAACCAAACCUGAUGAGCAGCCACGACGGGACAAGGCGCCACACGCCCCUGCACCUGGCCGCCCGCAACGGGCACCACUCAGCCGUGCACACCCUGCUGGAGGCCGGCAUGGACGUCAACUCCCAGACGGAGAAUGGCAGCGCUCUCCACGAGGCAGCUCUUUAUGGGAAGAUGGAUGUGGUUCGUCUGCUGCUAGACUCAGGUAUUGAUGCCAACAUCACAGACUGCCAGGGAAGGACAGCUCUGGAGAUCCUCAGAGAACACCCCGCACAGAAGUCCCAGCAAAUCACUGCACUCAUGCAAGAAUAUAUGAUGGAGGAGAUGAUGGACAAUGAGAGUGUGUUGAUGGAGGAACCUAUUCGCCAGUGUCCUGUCCCCACACCUCGCACUUCUAUCCCCUCUCCCUCCGCCUCCCCCUCCCUCAGGCACAAAAAUGAUGCUGUGACAGGGGAGCUCUCCAAGCUGCUGAAUGAGAUGAAGAUGUGUCGGGACAGAGACUACUCCUUUGAGGAGCUCUGCCAGACCAUCUCAUCCCACUCUCAUUCCAUGGAGAGCUUUGGCAGCGGUCACCUAUCAGACGAGGAGCGACGCAGUAACGGCACCCUGAGCAGAGUCAGAAAGCGGCCCACUCCCCCACUUCCCCCGGCCCAGGAGGAAGAGGAGGGGGAGAAGAGCUGUGGCCCCGCUGGGUUCUGGGAGGCCCUCACACCCUGCAACGGUUGUCACAACCUGGGCUUCUCCAGCCUGUCACAGGACUCGAAGCGCUCGGCGGAGAUCGUACCAUCGCCCUCCCUUGACGUGUUCUUACCGGAGGAUGAGGACAAUCCGUAUGAGUCCGUCACCACCGCCGUGACCCGCAAGCCCUGCUCGCUGGACAUCAGCCUCUUCAACGCCUGCCCCCUCAACGGCCACUCUCCCCAGGUAACGGUGACUGAGCCGGAGCUGUGUAACCAUAGGAACAGCUCCUCACUGACGGGGCCUACUCCAGACUGCUCUCCCCCCUCCCCAGACACUGCCCUGAAGAGCAUUGACAGAGUCAUCCACCCACAGCCCAAACAGCGGACCUCCCUCUCCUCCUCCCUGGAUGUCCAGAACCAGAGGCCAGUCAACCACAGCUGUGAUCCCUCCGAGGUGAGCUCGUCCCUGGGCUACGCCAGCUUCAGCACCAGCCCCCCUGCCAGCCCGCCAGUCAGCCCCAACCAGGACUCACCUGGCUCCAACGACGACUGCCCCCCCACAGACGACGGGCCGUACCAGCAGAACCCUCCCCCCGCCCCUUCCAAUACACUCCUACUACCAGACGACCGACGACAGAGCCUCGUCCCUGUAGAGUUCGCCGGCCUCCUCCACGGCUCCUCGCCGGCCUGCGAGACGCCCGACACACCCUACCACCUCUACACCUCCAACACCAAUCCCAAAGCCCGAAAACACACCCCCUCGGACCCCCACACCAGCCCGGUAACCACGCUCGGUAACCAGGGCAACCUCACUUCGGUAACCCAGCCCUUUGAAUUAGGAAUUGGACUUCCACCGCCCCUCAUUAUCCCUCACACAGGAAACGAGGCGUUGGCUCUGAAGACCUCCAAAGACCCCAUCAAAGACGACAGACCCCCCAAACCUCAGGUAGUCUAUCGCACCAUUUUCCACACCCGGGUUAACCAGAACCCCCAGAGCGCCUCGCCCUCCUCCUCCUCGCCAUAUGGUUGGAACGGGGAGGCGGUGGUGGUGAGGGGGUGUGUGUCGGGAGCUGGCAGACCUAGGGAGGGGGCACCGGGGUCUGGGUACGAGGACAGGGCCUUUACCCUGGGCAGGAUGAGAUCCAUUCCUCGCAGUGUGCUGGACCUAAAGCUCUCCAAGUCACUGUCCAAGUCUGACUCCAACCUGGUGGCUGUGUCGCCCAUACAGGAGGAGUACCAUUGGGGGUCGGGGGCCAGGGGCCAGGGGCCGAGAGGAAGCCCAGGGGACACCGCCAGUCCUGGGGGCCAGCUUGAGAGAACACCCUCCUUCACUGCUGAAUGGGAGGAGAUUGAUAAGAUAAUGAGCUCCAUUGGGGCUGGCAUCAGCACUGGCACGAGCUCAGAAGGGAUCAAGGAGAAUAAUGCAGGUCCCCGGUGCCCCAUGCAGUCUGUGGGCCAAUGGCUGGACAGCAUUGGACUGGUCCAAUACGAGAACCACCUACUGGCUAACGGCUUCGACAACGUGCAGUUUAUGGGCAGUAACGUGGUGGAGGACCAGGACCUGCUGGAGAUCGGGAUCCUCAACUCAGCCCACAGACAGAGGCUGCUACAGGCCAUACGCCUACUGCCCAGGGUGCGUCCUAUUGGCUAUGACGGUAACAACCCCACGUCAGUGGCUGAGUGGCUGGAGUCUCUGGAGCUGGGAGACUACACUAAGUCCUUCCUCAUCAACGGAUACACCUCCAUGGAACUGGUCAAGAAGAUCUGGGAGUUAGAACUCAUCAAUGUGUUGAAGGUCAGUCUGAUAGGACACAGGAAGAGAAUCCUGGCCUCGCUGGGAGACAGGCUUCACCAAGACCCUCCACAGAAACCCCCACGGGCCAUCUCCCUACGGGAGCCCGGUGGCUGCAACACCCCUCCCCAGAUCCUUCCGGGCCAGGCUGCGUACACUACGGCGGGUGUCCCAGGGGGCUCGUUGGACGUGCAGCACCUCAUCAUGCAGGCGGACGCACGGCGCCGCCAGCGCUCCAACGACAACUACUUAGAGGAGAUGCCUCGCUCCAAACUGGAGCGGCAGAUGGCCCAAGUCAGCAUGCAAGGCGAAUGGUGCGAGCCAAUCACGUUGCGUCCUCCCAACGAGGCCACCUCGUCCACUCCAGUGCAGUACUGGCAGCACCACCCUGAGAAACUCAUCUUCCAGUCGUGUGACUAUGAAGCUUAUUACCUGGGCUCCAUGCUGGUGAAAGAGCUGAGAGGAACAGAGUCAACACAAGACGCCUGCUCCAAGAUGAGGAAGUCUACAGAACAGAUGAAGAAAGUCCCGACCAUUGUUCUGUCCGUCUCCUACAAGGGAGUCAAGUUCAUCGACGCUACAAACAAGAACAUCAUAGCUGAGCAUGAGAUCCGUAACAUCUCAUGUGCGGCCCAGGAUCCUGAGGAUCUGUCCACGUUUGCCUACAUCACCAAAGACCUCAAGUCCAGCCACCACUACUGCCAUGUCUUCACUGCCUUCGACGUGAACCUGGCGUAUGAGAUCAUCCUGACCCUGGGCCAGGCCUUUGAAGUAGCCUACCAGCUGGCCCUGCAGGCCAGGAAGAGUGGCCAUGGCUCCUCCACACUGCCAGAGAGCUUCGACAUCAAGCCCAACAAGCCCGUCCCCAAGCCCCGCGUCAACAUCCGCAAGUCUGUGAGUAAUGACACUAGUUUAUACCCUCCGUUUAACCUUUACCCUCUACUGCAACUUCCAUCACGAUCUCUCACCUUUGUGGUCUGUUGUGUGUGUGUGUGCAUGUGUGUCUUGGCCACACUGAGCUUGUAGUGUAGGUCGGAGGUG
Messenger RNA from Oncorhynchus keta (chum salmon), 4604 nucleotides. RefSeq names its product ankyrin repeat and sterile alpha motif domain-containing protein 1B-like. Gene Ontology annotation, cellular component: cytosol. The record is from RefSeq and is a predicted model, not a curated record. NCBI's taxonomy places the organism in Eukaryota, Metazoa, Chordata, Actinopteri, Salmoniformes, Salmonidae. The coding region runs from base 549 to 4589 and encodes 1346 amino acids. The transcript has 27 exons. Gene Ontology annotation, molecular function: protein binding.